AUGGACUUCCCCAAGUUCGACGGCAAAUCCGACCUGUUCGCCUUCCUCAAUCACUGUGAGUCAUAUUUCUGUCAACAGAGGAUCGCCGGGGAAGAAAAGGUGUGGAUGGUGUCCUACAAUCUCAAAGACAGCGCCCAGCUUUGGUACAUGCAGCUCCAGUGCGACGAGGGGACGCCACCAUGGCGCCGCUUCACCGAGCUACUGAUCAUCCGCUUCGGUCCUCCCGUGCGAUCCAAUCCUCUGGGCGAACUGAUGGCCUGCAAGCGUACCGGGUCGGUGGUCGACUUCCAGGACCGCUUUGAGGCGCUACUUCCACAAGCCGGCCACCUCUCCGAGGGCAGAAGGUUCAAAUCUUCACCACCGGACUCCAGCCGCCCCUCAGCCUCAACGUCGAGAUCCAUAAUCCACAGUCCCUCGCCGUUGCCAUGA
Messenger RNA from Panicum virgatum (switchgrass), 429 nucleotides. RefSeq lists its product as uncharacterized. NCBI's taxonomy places the organism in Eukaryota, Viridiplantae, Streptophyta, Magnoliopsida, Poales, Poaceae. The coding region runs from base 1 to 429 and encodes 142 amino acids. The transcript has a single exon. The record is from RefSeq and is a predicted model, not a curated record.